Molecule: messenger RNA, 2689 nt
Organism: Malaclemys terrapin pileata
Lineage: Eukaryota; Metazoa; Chordata; Testudines; Emydidae
Gene: NIPSNAP1
Product: nipsnap homolog 1
Exons: 10
Coding region: 49-882 (277 amino acids)
Cellular component (GO): mitochondrion
Source: RefSeq, a predicted model, not a curated record
CCGCCCCCGCGCACCGCCGGGCUGCGGCGGAGCCUCCGCAGCGCGAAGAUGGCGACGCGGGUGUGCGAGAGCCCGGCGCUGCGGCGGCUGCUGCGGGGACCCUGCCCGGCCCUGAGCGGAGCCCGGGGAUACUCCAGGGACAGCGAGGGCAGCUGGUUCCGCUCACUCUUUGUCCACAAAGUGGAUCCCCGAACAGACGCUCAUUCCACACUCUUGUCGAAGAAAGAAACCAGCAACCUGUACAAGAUCCAGUUUCACAAUGUGAAGCCCGAAUGCCUGGACGCUUACAACAGCCUGACGGAGGAGGUGCUGCCCAAGCUGCACUCAGACACCGAUUACCCUUGCGACCUGGUUGGGAACUGGAACACGUGGUAUGGAGAGCAGGACCAGGCAGUGCACCUGUGGCGUUUCUCCGGCGGGUACCCGGCCCUCAUGGACUGUAUGAACAAACUGAAACAGAACAAGGAGUAUCUGGAGUUCCGCAAGGAGAGGAGUAAAAUGCUGCUGUCUCGCAGGAACCAGUUACUCCUGGAAUUCAGUUUCUGGAAUGAGCCUUUGCCCCGGGUCGGGCCCAACAUCUACGAGCUGAGAACGUACAAACUAAAGCCAGGGACCAUGAUCGAGUGGGGGAAUAACUGGGCUCGAGCCAUUAAAUACCGUCAGAAAAACCAGGAAGCUGUGGGCGGGUUCUUCUCCCAGAUUGGAGAGCUCUACGUGGUUCAUCACCUCUGGGCCUACAAGGACCUACAGUCCCGAGAGGAGACAAGGAACGCUGCCUGGAGGAAGCGAGGCUGGGAUGAGAAUGUGUACUAUACAGUCCCCCUGGUUCGGAACAUGGAGUCUCGGAUCAUGAUCCCCCUGAAGAUCUCUCCCCUCCAGUGACCCUUCCAGCGCAGGAGUCAGCGAACAGACUCACUGGGGUGUUUCUGCAUCUCCCCCGGAGGAGUGUGUCCCCUUUUCUGUCUGUCUCUCUCUCUCAGUUCGAGGCCAUGCUCUUAGCCCAGGUGCCUCCGUAUUCCCAGACUGCUCGGCUCUGUCGGGAGCACCGGUGGGAGAUGGAUGAAGUAGACUGAACCAGCACAAGGCUGCACAUGGUUUCCUAUCUCUGGGUCCCCAGCUCUGUAUGAAUGGGCCAUGGAGACUGAACUCCCCUUUGCCCUAACGCUGUUCUGGGGAGGCCGCUGGGGACUGAUAGACAUGACCAUAGAGCGCAGCAUAGCUGAGCCAUGCCCCUGUAGUGAGCAUAGUACAGACACCGAGCUAGCUAGACCAAUGCUCGCUGCUCUCUGGGUGCCGGGGCAAUGUUCAGGCAUCUCCCCUGCAAGCCAUUCCUCCCACCACUGGGGAGGGACUGCUGCUGGUCUCCUUUCCAGCAUGCCACUGGGAGGGACCCUUCAUCAUGCCUGGUCGUGUCUGUUACCAUGAAUGUUAGCACAUGGCUAGCCUGGUGUAGGAGAGAACUCCACCUUCCUUGCCCAGGUUGGAAUUCCAGUUCCUGGCUAUGGCGUCCUGUUCCCGGCGAAUCUUGGCGUUACCUGUAUCCUUGGGAACAGGAAGUCCUCCUGCCUGCUGAUGGAACCAGACUGUACUGCCCCACAUCUGCUGAGCCAGGGCCCUCCUUUGUAGAGAGGUGUAUGCUGGAAAGUGGCUGUGGAGCCCAGCAUGUCCUUUCCAUUCACCCUUUCAUGUAAUGGCUCCCAGAUCCAAUUAAUUGACCUUACAAGUCCAAAGGCUUUUAUCUAGCAGCUGCUGCCCACUCCUGACCUGAUGCCAUGGCACUGGGUGCUGGGAAGGUCCGAUAUACAGGGUGGUGUAUCCUGGUGGCUUUGGUGGGAGCGGAGGGCAUGCAACAGCAGGCAGGAUUGAGCCCUGGGUUCAGAAGUUGCAAAUGAAGCGGAGUCCUUCUCCCCCUUCCGUUAUCCCUGUGAAUAAUUGGAGUUUAGCUAACACUAGAAGCCACCUUCCAGAGCUGCGUUGGCUCAGCUAGCGUGAAAAGUACAAGCUGGGCUGCGUCAACAGAUCUGCAUCUUGUCUACUCUGGCAAAACUAGUACAUGCAGCACUCCAGCAGCGGUAGCAGUAGCCGUGUAGCCAGGACUUCUGCUGCCCUGUGGUCUAGUGCUGUUCAGAUCCGAGACUAAGAGCCACGAGCUCUUUCCAUACUGCAGCUUCUGCUGGGCUGCAGUGGGUGUGAAUAGAGGGUCCAUUUGUCCCAGCACGUGCACAGCUUCAAGGAGCAGAUACAUGAAGUGAGGUGCCAGUUUUAAUCACUUUUCUUACGCCUUAAGGCCCGAUCUUGCAAUCCAAUCCCUGCACCAAUGAAGAAUGCCCUUGACUUCAAUGGGUCUCCCUGCUAAAUGCAAUCUGAUUGGAGGAUUGGGCCCAUAGGGUUUCGAGAGGAGCCUUGUCUCUCUCUUGAAGACUUAGUUUCUUCCUUGUGUGUGCAGCCCUCAGUCAUAGGGGUGUUUGUACCUAUCCCCAGCGUGGAGGAGAGAGAGAGGAGAGAUGGUCAUCAAUCUACACGGGCCUUUCUGAUAGAGGUCAAUUCCUCCUGUACUUGAUUUAUCUUAAUUAUGACUAAUGGCUAUAUGGCAAAAAACAAAAAAAAAUCUGUUUUGUGUGUGAAGCAUUUUCCUUGUGGGAACUUGUAUGUGUCUGAUUACAAAUGUAACUAAAUAUUUCAUAUGCUA